AGGAGGAGCAGCAGCACAGGCCUCCGGGCCCCCGCGCCGCCGCCCGCAGGACAUCACUGAUUCAUUUGCAACCUUGAAGAGUAUCUGUAGAAGAGGAAGGAAAAGAUGGGUGUGAAGACAUUUACUCAUAGCUCCUCCUCCCACAGCCAGGAAAUGCUUGGAAAACUAAAUAUGUUGCGAAACGAUGGACAUUUUUGUGAUAUCACUAUCCGUGUCCAGGACAAAAUCUUCAGGGCACACAAGGUGGUACUAGCAGCUUGCAGUGAUUUCUUUCGCACCAAACUUGUAGGCCAAGCAGAGGAUGAGAACACAAAUGUGUUGGAUCUGCAUCAUGUUACAGUGACCGGCUUUAUACCUCUUUUAGAAUAUGCCUAUACAGCCACUCUGUCAAUUAACACAGAAAAUAUUAUUGAUGUUCUAGCUGCAGCCAGCUAUAUGCAAAUGUUUAGUGUUGCUAGUACCUGCUCAAAGUUCAUGAAAUCAAGUAUUUUAUGGAAUACACCCAAUAGCCAACCAGAAAAGGGUCUAGAUGCUGGACAAGAAAAUAAUUCUAACUGCAAUUUCACUUCUCGAGAUGGAAGCAUUUCUCCAGUGUCUUCCGAGUGUAGUGUGGUAGAAAGAACCAUUCCUGUCUGCCGAGAAUCCCGGAGAAAACGCAAAAGCUACAUCGUUAUGUCUCCUGAGAGUCCGGUAAAGUGCAGUACACAAACAAGUUCUCCCCAGGUGUUGAAUUCUUCAACUUCCUAUGCAGAAAAUAGAAACCAGCCAGUUGAUUCUUCUUUAGCUUUUCCCUGGACUUUCCCUUUCGGAAUUGAUCGAAGGAUUCAGCCUGAGAAAUCUAAGCAGGCAGAAAAUGCACGGACUUUAGAAUUACCUGGGCCAUCUGAGGCAGGUAGACGAAUGGCAGAUUAUGUGACUUGUGAGAGCACAAAAACUACCCUGCCUCUGGGUACUGAAGAAGAUAUCCACGUCAAAGUAGAGAGAUUAAGUGAUGAGGAGGUGCAUGAAGAAGUGUCCCAUCCUGUCAGUGCAUCUCAGAGCUCAGUGAGUGAUCAGCAGACAGUGCCAGGAAGUGAGCAAGUCCAAGAGGACCUUCUGAUUAGUCCACAGUCUUCCUCUAUAGGCUCUGUAGAUGAAGGUGUGACAGAAGGGUUGCCUACUCUUCAAAGCACGUCUAGCACUAACGCUCAUGCAGAUGAUGAUGAUCGUACAGAACGACCAAGUCCAAAUGGUCCAGACAGACCUUUUCAGUGUCCAACCUGUGGGGUGCGAUUCACCCGUAUUCAGAACCUAAAACAGCACAUGCUUAUCCACUCAGGAAUUAAACCAUUUCAGUGUGACCGCUGUGGGAAAAAGUUCACCAGGGCUUACUCGCUAAAGAUGCAUCGCCUAAAGCAUGAAGUGAUUUCUUACUACCGGACUACUUAAACCAGGAGCAAGAUGAGACCCUUGUUCAGUAUGAUCUUGGAGAACAUGGUUUUGAAAGCAACUCCUCUGUUCAAAUGCCUGUGAUAUCACAGGUCUCCUCAACCCAGAAUUGUGAAAGCACUUUCCCCUUGGGGUGUCUUGGUGGUCUUGCAGAAAAGGAAGAAGUUGUUCAAGAGCAGCCAAAGACCAAUGCCUGUGCUGAGGCCACCAGAGAUGAGACCCCCAAAUCAGAGCUGUCGUCUAUAACUAUUGAGUAAUUUUGUGAUUUUGGCUUCAUUUUUGUUUUUAUUUGGGAAGUGCCUGUGCUUAGUCUUGUACAUUUAAAUUUAAUUUUUUAAACAAAAAAGAAAGGUUUGGAAAAGAAUUUCCUUUUUCACUUUGUAAGCCCAGAAACUGAUUUUUUUUUUAUUUUUCUUAACUGAGACACUGCUUCUGUAUGUAUAUUAUAAUAACAUAAUAUUGAAGCAGAAUAGGAACUAUGAGUCUUCUGAGAACAAGUUUAUUUAACAUAUGCCAGUUCUUCCUUCCAUUGUUAAAAGUGGGCUAACAACCAAUCAUUAGAUAAAGAAGAAAUCAGAUGGUUUCAGACCUUCUGGAUAUGAAAGGGUACAUGAGAAAAUUACUAAACAAUAUGAAAAUAGUCUGAGUGGAUAUUUACUCCUUUUUCAGGGUG
This is a messenger RNA of Jaculus jaculus (lesser Egyptian jerboa), 2101 nucleotides long. RefSeq names its product zinc finger and BTB domain-containing protein 44-like. The transcript is spliced from 2 exons. Gene Ontology annotation, biological process: regulation of transcription by RNA polymerase II; positive regulation of gene expression. The record is from RefSeq and is a predicted model, not a curated record. The coding region runs from base 106 to 1428 and encodes 440 amino acids. Lineage: Eukaryota; Metazoa; Chordata; Mammalia; Rodentia; Dipodidae. Gene Ontology annotation, molecular function: RNA polymerase II cis-regulatory region sequence-specific DNA binding; DNA-binding transcription factor activity, RNA polymerase II-specific; protein binding.